AUGAACUAUAAAGAAUUUGUGUUGCGGGUUACAAAGCUAACAAGAGGAAGCUAUGAUAAUUUGUACUAUUGUAGUAGUCAUGAAAGAUUGGCAGAGGGUAUUAGAGGAAUCGACAAUGAUGCUGAUUAUUUUGAGUUUAUUGAAGAUGGUUACAUGGCUAAGAACGAGCUAAGAAUGAAUGUCUACAUUGACCACCAAAAUGAAUCUAUUCUUCAGUGUGCCGAUAAGGAGGUGUUAACAGGUGAUGAGGUGUCUGAGUUGGUAGAAGAUGAUGAUAUAGACUCACAUGUUUCAGAUAUAAUGGAAUGUGAGCAUGAACCUGAUGAAGAGGUGCAUACUUUUGACAAAAUAGUUUAUGACGGAUUUUUGAACAAGUUGUGUGGUAAACCCAUUCCUAAUAGUAAUCAAGAAGAAGUAAAUGAUGAUGAUGAUGAUGAUGAAGUCAGUGGUGAAGAUUAUGAGUUUGGGUUUCCUGUCUUUGAUGAGAAUCAAGUAUGGGAUAAAAUGGUCCCAGUUUUAGGUAUGAAGUUUUCCAACCCAAUGGAAUUGAAGCUAUGUCUAACCUACUAUGCUGUCAAGAAUGGGUAUGAUUUAUGGUAUGAAAAAACUAAUCAUCAAAAGUUGUUGGAAAAAUGUUGUAAACAUAAGAAGAAUAAGAAGAAUAAGAGUUGUCCCUUUAGGUUGUGGACAACUUGGAUGAAGAAUGAGAGGUCUUUUCAGAUUAAGUCCUUAAUUGAUAGACAUAAUUGUUCAAGAGUAUUCAAGUUUGGGUCCAUUGUAAGCUACAAAUGGAUUGGAACUCAUAUCAUGAAUGAGAUAUUGCAGAAACCAAAGAUAAGCAUUAGGAAAUCGAAAGCUAAGGUCAGUAAAAGGUUUAACCUGAUAGCAAGUGUUGGACAAUGCAGAAAUGCUAGGAAAUAUGCAUUUCAGCAGAUAGAAGGUACUUUAAUAGAGCAUUAUGCCAAAACAUGGAGCUAUGGAAAAGAGCUAAAAAGGAUAAAUCCUAGAUCAACAGUUAAUAUGGAGGUAGAUGUGAUGCCUGAUGGAGAAACAUACUUCUCAAAGUUUUAUGUGUGUUUGAAGGGUCAGUUGCUUGCAGCCAUUGGGAGGGAUGCCAACAACCACACAUAUCCUGUUGCAUGGGCUGUGGUUGCAGUAGAAAAUAAAGAAACAUGGAAGUGGUUUCUUGAUCUUCUGAUUAAUGACAUUGGAAUGGGAGUUAGGAAAGGGGUCCAGUUGCAGAGCAUAGGCAAUGUGCUAGGAACAUCUGUGCUAAGUCAAAUAUUUAGGAAGCUGUUUUGGAGAGCUGUUGGAUCUACAAUUCAACAAAAAUUUGAGUACCAUAUGAAUGAAAUCAAGAAGUCGGAACCACUUGCUUAUGAACAUUUGAUGGAAAGGGACCCUAAAACCUAG
Molecule: messenger RNA, 1413 nt
Organism: Lactuca sativa (garden lettuce)
Lineage: Eukaryota; Viridiplantae; Streptophyta; Magnoliopsida; Asterales; Asteraceae
Source: RefSeq, a predicted model, not a curated record